Molecule: messenger RNA, 660 nt
Organism: Papaver somniferum (opium poppy)
Lineage: Eukaryota; Viridiplantae; Streptophyta; Magnoliopsida; Ranunculales; Papaveraceae
Product: SKP1-like protein 11
Exons: 2
Coding region: 1-660 (219 amino acids)
Biological process (GO): SCF-dependent proteasomal ubiquitin-dependent protein catabolic process
Cellular component (GO): nucleus; cytoplasm
Molecular function (GO): cullin family protein binding
Source: RefSeq, a predicted model, not a curated record
AUGAAGAAUUUGAAGAUUCAAGAAAAAACUGAACAAUCUGGUGGUGGUGGAUCUUCAUUUGUUUUUAGUGUAACAGAGGAAGGUGGUUCUUCUAAGCCAAAACCACAAAGGAAAAGGAAAAAAGGGAAAACAGUAACAGCAAGAAAGAAAACAAGGAAAUACUACCAUUCAAGCAGCAGCAUCACAUCAUCACUGGUUCAUCUAACAAGCCAUGAGGGUGAUAUUUUCGAAUUGGUAGUAUCAGGUGCUUUGUUAUCUCGAACAAUCAAACAUUUGAUCGAAGAUGGCUGUGAUGGAAAUGAUCAGAUUCCAAUUCCAUUAACUAAUAUUUCAACUGAGAUUUUGAAGAAAGUGGUUGAGUUUCUAGAGAAACAUGGUGAGAAAGAAGAUAGAGAUGAGGAUGAGGAAAAAGAACUGAUUCAAUGGGAUGAGAAAUUUGUUGCGGGUUUUAAAGAUGAAGGGAAUACACUUUUUGAUAUGAUUCGUGCUGCUGAUUAUUUGGAUGUCAAGUGUUUAAUGGAUGUAACUUGUCAAGCCUGUGCUGAUAUGAUCAAAGGGAAGUCACCUGAAUGGAUUAGAAAGUAUUUCAAUAUCAAGAAUGAUUUUAGUCCUGAUGAAGAAGCAGAAGUUAGAAGAGAGAAUCAGUUGGCUUUUGAGUAG